AUGAGCAUCACACGGGAACACCCCUCUCUGCGCCUCUCAGUCCUCCCGCAAACGUUCUUCGUUCGUCAGACCACCGAAGUCCCCAACGACGCCCUUGCCAGGCUCUGCGCGGAUCCGCGAGCGUUCCUCUCCAUCACCCGCACUGCGGACGAGUGGUCGCUCGUCGGGGAGUGCGCGGACGGCGACCUCGACGGGAAAUGGAUGUGCAUCAAGGUUGCGGGACCGAUGGACUUUGGGCUGACGGGCAUUAUGUGCGACUUGAGCACGCCGUUGAAGCGUGCUGGAGUACCGAUCUUCGCCAUCUCAACAUGGAACACGGACUACGUCCUCGUGCCCAAGGAAAAAGUGGGCGACGCUGUGCUCGCCCUACGCGGAGAUGGAUGGCUAUUUGACAGUAGCGUGCCGGAGAUGAGCUCCAGCCAGGGGCCUGGUUGA
Molecule: messenger RNA, 435 nt
Organism: Epithele typhae
Lineage: Eukaryota; Fungi; Basidiomycota; Agaricomycetes; Polyporales; Epitheliaceae
Product: ACT domain-containing protein
Exons: 3
Coding region: 1-435 (144 amino acids)
Biological process (GO): regulation of intracellular signal transduction; cellular response to L-arginine
Cellular component (GO): cytosol
Source: RefSeq, a predicted model, not a curated record